This is a messenger RNA of Arctia plantaginis, 990 nucleotides long. The record is from the annotation of a GenBank genome assembly. Lineage: Eukaryota; Metazoa; Arthropoda; Insecta; Lepidoptera; Erebidae.
AUGGGGAAAUUACUGAGUCUCUUGUCGCGCGAUGACUCCAAUUGUUGUUCUUCGCCGCGUUACGAUAUAUUCUUAGAUUUUGAGAACGCCGCGCCCACGGAUACCGAGCGCGAUGUUUACGAGGAGGUGCAGCGGGUACUUUUGGAUUCGGAGAAGAUUCUUGAAGAGAUACAGUGUUACAAGGGUGCAGGGAAGGAGAUAAGAGAGGCUAUAGCGGACCCCUCUCGAAUAUCCCAGGAGCGGGCAUGGCGCGCAGUCAGGCCGCUCGUGGAGAAGCUGCUUCGUUGCUACAACCACUCCCUGCAGCUGCAACGGGUGGUGCCAAGACUGCUGGGGUCACUAGUAGGGGGCUCCAUGAGUCCCACGCAGCACCUCGAACAACAACAAGCACUGGUCAAACAGUUCGCAGAAAUACUAGAGUUCGUUCUGAAAUUUGACGAAUACAAAAUGAAGACACCGGCGAUACAAAACGACUUCAGUUAUUAUAGACGAAGCGUAUCCAGAGGUGGACUGAUCAACGCUGAACUACCUCCGGGCGAAGACCCUCACAUAACAGCUGAGGUUGCCAACAGAAUGUCGCUGUUCUAUGCACAAGCCACCCCCAUGCUCAAGGUUUUGUCUGAAGCCACUAGCCAAUUUGUGAAUGAUAAUCAACAAGAUUUGGAAAAUACGACGGAAACUCUAAGUACGAUGGCUAAAGUUUGUCUUCGGAUGUUAGAAAACCCGAAACUCGUUGCACAAUUCAGUCGCGAAGAGACGUCCCUCCUAGUCCUGCGUGUGAUGGUCGGAUUGAUCAUACUUUACGACUGGGUCCAUCCUUCAGGUGCCUUCUGCCGCUCAUCGUCUGUUGACGUCAAAGGAUGCGUAAAGUUUUUGCAACAACAGCCGCCAACAAAGGCAGAACCUCUCCUUAACGCGCUCAGGUAUACGACGAAGCAUUUAAACCAUCAGUCGACACCAAAGAAUAUCAGGACAUUGUUGGCGGCGUGA